This is a messenger RNA of Cyprinodon tularosa, 1493 nucleotides long. RefSeq names its product calcium/calmodulin-dependent protein kinase IGb (gene camk1gb). Bases 157 to 1470 code for a protein of 437 amino acids. Lineage: Eukaryota; Metazoa; Chordata; Actinopteri; Cyprinodontiformes; Cyprinodontidae. Gene Ontology annotation, cellular component: intracellular anatomical structure. Gene Ontology annotation, biological process: peptidyl-serine phosphorylation. The transcript has 12 exons. The record is from RefSeq and is a predicted model, not a curated record. Gene Ontology annotation, molecular function: calcium/calmodulin-dependent protein kinase activity; calmodulin binding; ATP binding.
CCCUGGCUCUCUCUCCAUGGGGAAGCAAUAAUCUCCAACGUGACGACCGAAGGCUACUUGAGCGCUCCAAGACGCAGCAACCUGCCAGAUCCUGGAGAGCUUGGAGAGUCGCACUGCUUCACUGAACAGAGCUUGUAGGAAAUCCCAGCUGCAGACAUGGGUCGUCAGGAGGGCGACUACGCCUGGAAGAAGAACACGGAAAACAUCCAGGAGAUUUUUGACUUCAUUGAAGAGUUGGGAUCGGGGGCGUUCUCUGAGGUCUUCAUGGUGAGAGAGCGGAAGACAGGAAAGACGUUCGCUAUGAAAUGUAUAAAGAAGAAAAAGAAGAGGGACAUCAACCUGGAGAACGAGAUCGCUGUGCUGAGAAAAAUCCAGCAUGAAAAUGUUGUUGGGAUGGAAGAUUUCUACGAAAGUCGGACGCAUUACUAUCUCAUCAUGCAGCUCGUUGCAGGUGGUGAAUUGUUCGACCGUAUUCUGGACCGAGGCGUUUAUUCAGAGAAGGACGCCAGCAGGGUGAUCCAGCAGGUGCUGGAGGCCGUCGGCUACCUGCAUCAAAACGGCAUCGUCCAUCGAGACCUCAAGCCAGAGAACAUCCUCUAUUACAGCCAGGAUGAGGACUCUAAGAUCAUGAUCAGUGACUUCGGCCUGUCAAAGAUGGCGGAAAAUGGCAUCAUGUCUACAGCCUGCGGAACCCCAGGUUACGUAGCGCCUGAAGUUCUAGCACAGAAGCCCUACAGCAAGGCAGUAGACUGCUGGUCCAUUGGGGUUAUUACCUACAUCUUACUCUGUGGUUAUCCUCCGUUUUAUGAAGAAAGUGAAACCAGACUCUUUUCCAAGAUUAUGAAGGCGCAGUAUGAGUUUGAUUCACCCUUUUGGGAUGACAUAUCAGAAUCUGCAAAGGAUUUCAUUCGCAACAUGAUGCAGAAGAACCCCAGCAUGCGUUACUCCACAGAGCAAGCUCUCAGACAUCCUUGGAUUAUCGGAAAGACGGCCCGCAGCCAAGACAUCUACUACUCCGUCAGCAUUCAGAUCCAGAAGAACUUUGCUAAGUCCAAGUGGAAGCAGGCCAUCAACGCCGCUGUAGCCAUCAACCACAUGAAGAAACUGCAGAUGGCCAACACAGAGCAAACCCUGAGGAGGGUCAGCGUCCCCGACAUCAAAGUCAGCGACCUGUCUUCACCAAGAAAGCACUCCAAACAUCUGGAUCCAGACAAGCCGGAACCCAAGAAGGAAGACGUCAACGGGAACAUCAGUGAGACGCAUCACAUGUCUCUGCCCACAAGCCACGUGGAUCUGAAGAUCCCCUUCCACCCGCUGAAGGCCACUCAGAGCCAGGCCCCUGGGCACCAUGCGCCCUCUAUAGCCGAGCAGGGGAAGAACGUGUAUCACUCAGAGCCAGCCAACCUGAACGGAUACGCUAAAAACCGGAACGGCAAGACUUUACAGACAGGCGUUUGCUCUAUGAUGUGAAAGCUGGGAGACGUUUCAUCUGG